ACUGGUAAUCUGGUAAUUUCGUUAAAUUCCCCCUGAAUCCGUCGAUUAAUUGCAUACGGAUAGCAACACAAAUCAAAUGGAAAAAUAUGGCCUCACGAAUAAAAGGCAAGAAGAGAAAGACUGAGGAGGUUACUGAAACAAAGGAGCUACAACAUUUUGAUGCAGAACUAUCAGAUGGGGGCAGCAGAGAAGAAGAAAUGGCACAGAAAAGAAAGAUAAAGGCAAAGAAAAAAUACAUAGGCGCUCACGUCUCAGUAUCAGGAGGAAUAUGGAAAGCAGUCGAAUCAAGUGUGACCAUGGGAGGUCAUGCUUUUGCCCUUUUCUUGGGCUCCCAGCGCUCCUGGACCAGACCAGCCCUUGAUCCAGCUGCUGCAGUUAAAUUUCAAAAAGCCUGUGCUCAACAUGGCUUCGAUCCGAUACACAUCCUGCCACAUGGAUCUUAUUUGAUGAACUGCGGUUCCCCAAAAGAAGAUGUGUUCAGUAAGAGCAAGUCUAUGCUUGUGGACGAACUGAGUCGCUGCAGUGCACUGGGUCUCAGCCAGUUUAACUUUCACCCUGGAGCUUCUUUGGACUCCAGCCCUGAGAAAUGCAUAGAGAAAAUUGCCCAAGCUAUUAACCACGCACACCAGCAAACCCCUGCCGUCAUUACAGUGCUUGAAAACAUGAGUGGUCAGGGCAGCACUGUAGGUGGGCAGUUCAUUGAACUGAGAAGCAUAAUAGACCGGGUGCGUGACAAGACACGUGUUGGGGUGUGUCUGGACACUUGCCAUGCUUUUGCAGCAGGCUAUGACAUUUCACCACCUGGAGGAGUAAAGAAUAUGCUUGAUGAAUUUGACCGUGUGGUUGGGUUGCAUUAUUUGAGAGCUGUUCAUUUAAAUGACUCUAAAGGAACAUUAGGCAGCCAUCUGGACCGCCAUGAAGACAUUGGACGUGGCCAAAUAGGUAUUACUGCUUUCCGAGAAAUUGUGAAUGAGCCUCGACUGGAUAAUAUCCCUCUGAUUCUAGAAACACCCGGUCGCCCAGGCUUUGAGUAUGCUGAACAGAUAGAGCUCCUUUACUCCCUUUGUGAAAAAAGGUGAAGAAUUAGACAUCUGCUGGGUGCCAGCCUCCUUGGCACCAAAGGAAGUUAUUAUUGUAAAGCAUAAUAAAUAUUACCCUGAUUAUGUAA
Molecule: messenger RNA, 1168 nt
Organism: Rhinichthys klamathensis goyatoka
Lineage: Eukaryota; Metazoa; Chordata; Actinopteri; Cypriniformes; Leuciscidae
Product: probable endonuclease 4
Exons: 8
Coding region: 87-1079 (330 amino acids)
Biological process (GO): base-excision repair
Cellular component (GO): nucleus; mitochondrion
Molecular function (GO): DNA binding; phosphoric diester hydrolase activity; zinc ion binding
Source: RefSeq, a predicted model, not a curated record